ACAUACUCGACGCGCCGACUAAGAGGUAUUUUUUUGUAAAAAAAUAACUCAAAAAUGGGUGUGUCAUUUUUUCUCACCUCUUUCCAAAUGUGAAAAUUAUGCUUUGCACAAAAAGGAAUGCAUUUAAUACUCGUUGCGAUUGUGUGCUUUGAAUAUAUAAACAGUGAGAAAAGAAAACUUAAAUUAUCAUAUGUACGUGUGCCUGAUCUCGUCCCUCACCUCUCCCAGCACGGUUCCUAGCCUGCGAACGCAGACGUAUUUCCGUCUGUCACUUGAUUCCGCCGAAAAAUUUUAUUUUUAUCUCUAUUUAUAAUUAUUUUUCGGCGGAAUCAAGUGACAGCCGGAAAUACGUCUGCGUUCGCAGGCCACACGGUUCCGAGCAAGCUUGAUUAACAAGAGAUUUAUUACCCGACUCAGUAUGUUUAGGAAAAAUGCCACAAUCACGGACUGGGAAAAAGAGCGUAAUUCUGAUUGGGAGCCGACCAGGCGUACACCCACAUCUGAUGUUAAGUAAAACAGAAGGGAAAGAGAGUUGAUAGAAAAAGUAAAGGAAUCUUUUUUGUUUUUAAAAAGCAAGUUAUUUUGGAGACGUAAGAAAUAAAACAGCCAAAAAAAUCUUCAAGAGUGAUCGUGUGGGAUCAUUCGGGACAGUGCCCUCUCCAAUACUGAGGGAAUAUUGGACCGCCAAUAUGGAGCAAUCUGAUUGGUAGAUUUUAGUUAUUGGCCCGCUGAACUAACUUACUCGGGACCAUACAUUAGUAUGGAUAUAUGUGUAGCCGUAAAACAAUGGUUCUCCUUCUUCUCUCUAACUGUUAAAGUUUUGUUUGUAAAAGAAAAUAAUUGUGUGCCGUUCAAGUUUUCCAUGCAAGCAAAAGCCACGCAACAGACAGACCAAGGUACGCGUGGAGCCUGGGCACAAAUUUGCUUGAGACAGUUUGGUGUGGCAUACACCACACAAUAGUCAUUUUACUCUCGGUCAUUAUGUAAUUUUGAACUAGUUGGAUGUUUUGCUACAGACAAGAACUCUAUUAAACAGAAACGAGAAUUUUCUCAAGAUGUCAAGUAGGAAAAGGAAACAGAAACCACCAGAAAGAUUCAGUGAAGAAAAGCGAACUAAAAUGACGUGGAAUAUGUUCGAUCAACUCAUGCAGGCACAUGGCGGCAUUGACCCGGACGGUGAUGAAUCAACGGCAACAACUGGUAUUUACUCCUCUCCAGCUACUGAAAGCAACAACUCUUCGAGAAUUUUGAAUUCUAGGAAAAGAGGUAAGCGGCAAGCUGACGAUCGAAGCAAAAACAUCGAGUUGAAGCUGGAGAACAGUUAUCCUAAUGGCUGUGUUUGCCAACUGGGUCUGUUCAGUAUUAGUUUGUGCACCAACAAGACUCAAGAAGAUGAAGUAAGAACAGUCAAUGGAACAAAUGUGUCUUCUGAUGCUGAUGAGCUUUGGAGCACCGCUGGCUGUCAUUCUUGUGUUAUUGUAAGGCUAUCUUUUGAGCAAGAAUGCCCAUUAACAGAAAACACGAAUGGUCUAAACAAUGAUUCUUUGAGACAGGUAUCAUUUAAGGCUGUAGUUCCGUCCGUCUCAAAGGAUAAACUAGACGCUUUAGUCUACCUGCAAAGCAAAGGCGUUGUAUCCCUUGUGUUAAUGCCGGAGCAGCAUAUUUUAAAAGACAGCUGGGAAGUUGUGGUGUGUUUAAAUGAGAGCAGCUUCACUAAACUUCCAUUUGCUAGUGUUGAUGUGACAAAUAGGAAAACAGACAAGAUGAUGAAAUUGUUAAUGGACUGGUUUUAUGACUUUCCUGUAGAGCAUGAUUUGCUCUCACAAGACUGUAAUAAUCUAGUAAUGGACAAAAGUUUUGAUGAACUGUAUGAUGCUAUAAAGUCUGUUCAAGAGAGAACUUGCGCUGCUGAUUUGGCAAAAGGAGAUAUCACACUGCUCCAAGACUCUUUAGUGUCUGACCAUCCACUCUGCCGUGCAUGCAGCACACACAAUGACUGCAAGUGUGACUGUAAUGCAGAGCUCAACAGAUCAAGUGGAGUAAAUUUUUUUGACGUGCAGCAUCCUCUUCUGAAACCUGUUUUAAGAGGAUACCAAAGACGUGCAGUAGAGUGGAUGCUACGAAGAGAACAAGGCAGUCAAGCAACAUCACACACAAAGCAACUGGCUGAAACAAUUCACCCAUUAUGGCGGGAAGUCAAGAGUUUGGACGGAAAGCUGAUAUACUUUAAUCCUUACACUGGAAGGCUCACAAAAGAAAGAUUUUGCUCACCAUUGCCACCUCUUGGAGGAAUCUUAGCAGAUGAAAUGGGGCUUGGAAAGACAGUAGAGGUCAUUGCAUGUAUUUUGUGUCAUCGUAAACCUUCAUCGGAACACAAGUUACUGGACAACACUACAACAGCUGACCAGUACUCAAAUGUUAGCAAACUCGGCACAGCAUCAAAGACUGGAUGUGAGAGAGAGGCAGAAAUUGAGUCUGCAUCAGUUACUAAUGUUCAGGAGUGCUCUAAAAUGAAACCUACAGAAUGUGACUGUUGUAACCAAGAGGGUACUGACAGAAAUGCAGAUAAACCAGACUGUAGUUGUGACAAAAUUGACAAUGAUCCUACAGAAGUCAGUUGCAACCAAGGGUCAUCUUGUUCCAAAAGUACCCUGACAUUAUGCACUGGUAAUAGCGAUGGCGAUACAGUAGCAGUCACUGGAGAUGGUAACAGCUCUACAUGUAUGCCUGCGCACAGUACAAUGUCUUGUAAUCAGACAGACAACCUUGUAACAGAACUUCAAAGAGAUGAACAGAUUGCAAGUUCAGUAACUGCUACAUCUGUAGAAAAACGCACUUCAGUUAUAAAAUGCCAAUGCAUCUGUGGCAUAAAUAUUGCCCGUUGUGGCGACAAACUAUUGCAUUGUUGCAGUUGUCAAGCAGUUUUCCAUGCUGUGUGUCUUCAAUAUGACUGUCCGGGCAAGUUUUUGUGUCCACAUUGUGCAGUAAACCAGGUAGCCAUUCCAUCUCGGGCAACUCUGAUCAUCUCUCCUGCUCCCAUUGCCCAGCAGUGGGUGGAUGAGAUUUCCAGGCACACAAAACCCUCAACUCUUAAACUGCUGGUAUACAAGGGUGUGGCAAAAAUGGGAUUUGUUCCCCCAGAAGUCCUUGCCGACCAUGACAUAAUCUUGACAACGUAUUCAACCUUGAGAUCAGACUUCUUUCAUUUAGGAUGUAAGCAAGGAAGUGGUGGGAGGUCAAUGCGAUACGACAAGCGAUAUGUAGCACUACCAAGCCCUCUAACAGGGGUCAUGUUUUGGCGCAUUUGUCUUGAUGAGGCGCAGAUGGUGGAGAGUACAACAGCCAAGGCAGCAGAAGUAGCACUACAUUUGAGCAGUGUACACCGGUGGUGUGUCACAGGAACACCAAUACAGAAGGGACUAGAAGAUAUUUAUGGUCUGCUGUUGUUUCUUGGUGUUGAUCCAUACUGUCAUCAAAAAUGGUGGAAGGCCUUACUGUAUGAACCAUACAGGAAUGGACAAAGGCAAGCCUUGUAUGACAUCCUGGCCAAGAUCAUGUGGCGAAGUGCAAAGAAGGAUGUUAUCAAUGAGAUUCAGCUUCCAGACCAGGAUGAGAAAGUUAAGUGGUUGACAUUUUCUCCUGUUGAACAGCAUUUUUAUCGCCGACAACAUGAAGAGUGUGCAGGCACUGCUAUGAAGAUGCUGGGUAACUGGGAGAAGUCAGACACCAUGUUAAGCGCUAUAGACAGACACACAGUCCAUCAGUUGUUGAACCCCUUGUUACGGCUUCGCCAAGCUUGUUGUCACCCUCAGGCAGUGAGAGGAGGUUUUCUUUCAAUGCAGAAAAGUACACUCACUAUGGACAAGUUAUUGGAAAGUUUGAUAACAAAAGCUAAGCUGGAAUGUGAGGAAGCACAUCGGCAACUCUUGUUCGCUUUCAAUGGUCUUGCUGGGAUUCACAUGUUGAAGGAAGAGUGGCCAGGAGCUGUUGACAUGUACAGAGAGGCAAUGAGAUCAUGGACAGAACAUGAAAACACAUUUAGGACUGAUGCACUACAAAAAUUGCACACACUGUUCAACCUAUCUGAUGUCCUCAGUCGUCGCUACCCAGGAUGUUCAAAUACUUUGAGAGAUGAUAAACUACCAGAUGAAGUGAAGGAACUAAAAAAUGUCUACACAACAAGGGUUAAUGUUCAAGUAACUGCAGCACAGCAAAACCUUGAUGUUGCCCAAACCAGUCUUGCUGAGAUAGGAAAAAAGGUAGAUAUCCAGUCUCCAUGGUGGAUUGAAGCUCUUCAGUCUGUAGCGACAAGAGGAAUGGAAAGUGAUCUUUGUUACAGAAUUAAAGAUGAACUCUCAGCAACUGACAUGGACCUUAGCUCCAUUGGAAGAUUUAAGGACCUUCAUGGACUGCAGUAUCUUGUUUCAUCCAAGCUUGACUUGAUCGAGUCAACUCAUAAAAACUUGUUGGAAGCCCUGAACAGGCUUGUGGUGCCCCCAUCGUCUCAGAUGGUCCAGGCCAGUGCAGAGUGUUGUUUGCGGCCAGCAAAGGACAACCAUUCUCUUAGGUGUGCAUUUUGUCAAGUAGAUGACAUUUUCACAGAAUAUGAAUCACGAAUAUUCGGUCACCAAGGGAUGAAGGGAGUCGACGACCAAGGUUUGCAGCCUGACGAGUCUCUUGAUUGGCAUCGCCAUGGUAACACUGGAGGCCUGAGAGCGGACUCUGAGGUUGAAAAGGUUCUGCGAGUGGUGCAUAGCUUCAUCAAGAUUAACAAAACCGCUUCAACUGCACAACUGCUUCAAGAAGGUCGGUUGCAUUUGAACUUAAUUGAAGGACUGAGGAAGGAAUUUAAGUUUCUUAGAGCUCUAUGGUUUGCCCUUCACGAACGAAUCUCCUCUCUGGAUGAGCUGGACAUGUGCACCACUCGCCUCAGGCUUCUGCUGCCAGGAGAGCCAGUCACAGAUGAUAUUCAUGUUAUCCAUCCACUACAAGUGGAACAACAGCGCCUGAAAUUCAUGUCCGAUCGAAUAGUCGCCCAAACUGAACUGAGAAAAAAACUUGGUCAGCUUCUUUACCUCAACAAUUUGGCGAAGACCCAGACGUGCCACGAUGGCAAAAAUCCUGAACCAUGUCCAGUAUGCACCAAACAGCUAGGUGUCCAGUGGAGCGUUUUCUCUUGUGGUCACUGUGUAUGCUGCCAGUGUGCCUGGGUGCUCUUACGACAGGCUGGAAUUGGUCCCCGCCAGAGGAACGUACAUGUUAAGUGCCCAAUGUGUCGGAUACCUACCCUUGCACAGGAAAUCUCCUACGUGAGCACCACAAGGAGCCAGACGAAAGAAACAGAGGAAAAUGUCACAGUCAAGGGCAGCCAUUCGACUAAAGUUGAAGCAGUUGUGCGUACCUUGUUGACAAUUAAGUCGUCAGACAGUACGGCAAAGUGUCUCGUGUUCUCAACAUGGCAGGAGGUGCUUGGUGUCUUGGCAAAAGCGUUGGAAGAGAAUGGCAUCAAAUAUAGGCACAUCACUGGAAGCAGACUUUUCCAGUCAAACCUUCAAACGUUCAAGCAGGAUUCCCUGGUAGGUGUGCUUCUUCUGCCUCUACAGACAGGCUCUAAUGGCCUGAACAUCAUUGAAGCGACACACGUGUUGUUAGUGGAGCCUGCCUUGAACCCCGCCCAUGAAUUACAGGCUGUGGGUCGUGUACACCGCAUUGGACAAACUAAGCCCACUCACGUGUACCGUUUUAUCAUACGAGGAACUGUCGAGUCUCGGAUGCAUUCCUUGUUGCAGUCAAAGCCGGCUGGCUGUGUUAGACCCGGAGCACGUGACAGCGAGAACUCCAGUCUGACGCUAGGUGACCUCGCCUCCUUGUUCACCCAGGAUGAAGACCACGACGAGGAGCAGUGCAUGCCGGGAUCGUUUGGUUUCCAGAAAGAAUGAGAACCAUCUCCGGAGACCAACGAAUGUUGAACUUAAAAGUCUGCAAGGCCUGGAGGCUUUGAUAUUUAUUUUCUUAUAACUUUUAGCGAACAAACAAUUUAGUUGCCAUGAAUAUAACAACCAAAAUAGUCUCAGAGUGUCGAAAUUCACACUGUGAAAGCCGCGCAUACGAAAUGAGCAAACUGUAAGAGUUUGUAUGGAAAUUCAUCGAAAGGUUUCUAACGUAAUGAAUAUAUGAAAUAAAUUGUAGUUGAGAUAAUAAACAUUUUAAAAAAUGAAAAUGAUUUACCCGUUCUUGUGCUGCAGUUUACUUCUGUUUCUUAGACCUGGGACUGGUUUGACUUUUGAUGUUUAAGACUUUUUUAUCAGUCUUGUCCAACAAACUUUUUUACGUUUUAUUAGUAAGAUAGUAGACUCGACUACGGGCAUUAAAGGUCUUGGACUAUUCCGGGAUGGAAAAAUGUAUUGUGAUACCAUUUUUGUAUUAUCAAGCCACAAGACAAGACAAACAAAACAAGAGAUCUUCAGACUUAAACUUUCGUGGCUAAAUUUCUUUUACGGUUAACAUUUGUCACAGAUAAAGGUUAAAAUGAUCCAAUUUUUAGGCCCAAGAUCUUAAGUUUUGGGGAUAUUUUCUAUCCCUGCCAUCUUAUUAGGCUUG
This is a messenger RNA of Orbicella faveolata, 6600 nucleotides long. Its product is annotated as E3 ubiquitin-protein ligase SHPRH-like. NCBI's taxonomy places the organism in Eukaryota, Metazoa, Cnidaria, Anthozoa, Scleractinia, Merulinidae. Gene Ontology annotation, molecular function: ATP binding; ubiquitin protein ligase activity. The record is from RefSeq and is a predicted model, not a curated record. Gene Ontology annotation, biological process: DNA damage response; protein polyubiquitination. Gene Ontology annotation, cellular component: nucleus.